This is a messenger RNA of Scylla paramamosain (green mud crab), 1238 nucleotides long. Its product is annotated as structural maintenance of chromosomes protein 1B-like. NCBI's taxonomy places the organism in Eukaryota, Metazoa, Arthropoda, Malacostraca, Decapoda, Portunidae. Bases 482 to 1117 code for a protein of 211 amino acids. Gene Ontology annotation, cellular component: cohesin complex; nucleus. Gene Ontology annotation, biological process: sister chromatid cohesion. Gene Ontology annotation, molecular function: DNA binding. The transcript is spliced from 8 exons. The record is from RefSeq and is a predicted model, not a curated record.
AAAGGGCAAACCUUGCACAAAGCAGAAGAGACCGUGGAUGCAGCUCAGGAGGAGGCUCGACUACUGAGGAGAGAGAGGGAAAAGAUGCAGAACAGAAUUUCACGCAUCAGGCAGAAGAUAGCAGUGCUCAGAGUGGAGAGACAAACCAUCCUGCAGCAAUGUCACAUCAAGGAUAUGAAACUCCCUCUGGUCUCUGGCUCUCUACAACAGGCAUUAGGACAGGGAAUGGAGUCAUCUGCAUCAUCUUCCAGGGAAAUAUCAUCUGAAUUACAGCAGUCGCAGAGUGAGCCAAACAUUGAGGUGGAUUUCUCCUCUCUGUCCAGGAGGUAUAGGGAACUGGAGAACGAGGAGCAGCGGAAUAAUGUGGAAGAACACAUAGUCACCAAAAUCAGCAGAUUAGAGGAGAAUCUGGGAAACCUGCAGCCUCCAAAGAAAAACACAAGGCAGAGCCUAAAUUCAGUUGGAUCAGCAGGUGAAGGCCAUGAGAGUUGCCUUGAGGGAGAAGCAACACCUAGCCAGGAGUGCCAAAGAUGCCUUUGAGAAAGUGAAACAACAGCGUCGCAGGCUUUUCAUGGACUGCUUCUCUUCUGUCUCUGAGAAGAUUGAUCAUCUUUUUAAGACCCUGUGCCAUGAUAAUACAGCUCAGGCGAUGCUGGAGACAGACAACCAGGAGGAGCCGUACUUGGGGUCUAUCAUUUAUCAUUGCAUUCCACCUGGCAAGCGGUGCCAGCAGAUGUGCACCCUGUCUGGUGGAGAAAAAGCGAUUGCCUCCCUUGUCUUACUUUUUGCUCUGCAUAGCUACAAUCCUGUCCCAUUCUUCAUCCUGGAUGAGGUGGAUGCAGCCCUGGACAAGAUAAAUAUCUGCAGGGUGACCUCAUACCUUCGUAAGAAUAAGGAGGAGAUGCAGAUUGUUGUAAUAUCUCACAAGGAUAGGCUGUACCACAAGGCAGAUGCCCUAAUUGGGAUAACCUUUAGGACAAAUGGGUACAGCAAGGUGUUCUCCUUGGACUUGACACCGUACCGUAUGAGGCGCCACCACAGCCACCACAGCCUCUCCCCACAGCCACAGCAGCAAUCAUCUACCUCUGCCAUGGAGAUUCAGGAGGAAGCAGUGUAGCAAUGUGGUGGUGAGAGUCAUUUGCUUCCCCAGAAAUGGGUGUGACUCCCUCCACCAGGCAAGCCAAGAUGCUUUGCUGGGAGUUGCUUGAUACACAAGAAAGCAAAUUAGUUGGUCAUGG